Oryza sativa Japonica Group (Japanese rice) is the source of this 1498-nucleotide messenger RNA. Its product is annotated as GDSL esterase/lipase APG. Gene Ontology annotation, cellular component: apoplast. Gene Ontology annotation, molecular function: hydrolase activity, acting on ester bonds. Lineage: Eukaryota; Viridiplantae; Streptophyta; Magnoliopsida; Poales; Poaceae. The record is from RefSeq and is a predicted model, not a curated record.
CAAGCUCACAGCGUUCUGUCUUACCAGAACACGCUUCUCUUUCGAGCCACACUCCUAAGAAGACUCCAAGGAUAGCUCCAAUGGAGGUGAAGUGCUUGCUGCUCCUGGCUCUCUUCCUUCUGCUAGGAACACAUGGUGGUGAAGCGCAGCCGCUCGUGCCGGCCGUCAUGACGUUCGGUGACUCAUCGGUGGACGUAGGUAACAAUGACUACCUCAAAACCAUCAUCAAGGCAAACUUCCCUCCCUACGGAAGGGACUUCAAGAACCAGGUACCCACGGGGAGGUUCUGCAACGGCAAGCUGGCUACUGAUAUCACUGCCGAGACGUUGGGGUUUGAAAGCUACGCACCUGCGUAUCUCAGCCCAGAUGCGUCAGGGAAGAACCUUCUGAUUGGAGCCAACUUUGCAUCUGCAGGAUCUGGCUACUAUGACCACACUGCACUUCUGUAUCAUGCUAUUCCUUUGUCCCAACAAUUGGAGUACUUCAAGGAGUACCAAUCUAAGCUGGCAGCCGUGGCCGGAAGCAGCCAGGCCCAGUCAAUCAUCAACGGCUCAUUGUACAUCAUCAGCGCCGGUGCCAGCGAUUUCGUCCAGAAUUACUACAUCAAUCCUUUCCUCUACAAGACCCAGACCGCCGACCAGUUCUCCGACCGCCUCGUCGGCAUCUUCAAAAACACCGUGGCACAACUGUACAGCAUGGGAGCACGGCGCAUCGGCGUGACGUCGCUGCCGCCGUUGGGCUGCCUACCGGCGGCGAUCACGCUGUUCGGCUACGGCAGCAGCGGGUGCGUCUCGAGGCUCAACAGCGACGCCCAGAACUUCAACGGCAAGAUGAACGUCACCGUCGACUCGCUUUCGAAGACCUACUCCGACCUCAAGAUCGCCGUGUUCGACAUCUACACGCCCCUCUACGACCUCGUCACCUCUCCUCAAUCCCAAGGAUUCACGGAGGCGAGGAGGGGAUGCUGCGGGACAGGGACGGUGGAGACGACGGUGCUUCUGUGCAACCCCAAGUCGAUCGGCACCUGCCCGAACGCGACGACGUACGUGUUCUGGGACGCCGUCCACCCGUCGGAGGCGGCGAACCAGGUGCUCGCCGACUCCCUCCUCGCCGAGGGCAUCAACCUGGUCACAUAAAUUCCGGUGGCUUUCAGCCAGCAGAGGGCUGCAUUGUAGAUCGAUGACAAGAACAACACAGGCUUCAAACUCGACCUGUUUGAUUAUAAAUGAGAAUAAUGAUAAUAAUGUUUGCUCGGUGGUUUGGCAGCGACAGCUCUAAAAUGUGUCGAUGUGGAGUUGAGGGUGUUUCGGGCUGUCGCUGUGUUGCAUGCCAUCAGCCCAGCAAUAUAGGACGAUGUUUUACAGUUUUAAAUUUUAUACACAGCUCGAUAAACUGGGAGUAGGUCUUGAAGGUUUCUGUACUUAUCAUUUUUUUUUGUUUGAAAGUUUUAUUGUCUCGUCGUAUUAAUAUACUCAGAUGAUUUCAACACUUCUUUUUA